CAAGUGGUGAGCGACGCGGCCCUCUACUCGCUCCUGGCCCGCCUCGAGCUCGUCUACCUGAUCGAGUCCAUGUUCCUGUGGUGCCCCGGCCUGCAGCGCCUCUCGUCCCGUCUGCGCCUCCUCACGGGCCCUCACAACACGCCCUUCCUCUACGCCAAGAUCAACAAGAGGCGGAAGGGCGAGAGGCUCGAGUCGGGCCGGAGUCGGAGGACCUGAGUCGGCUGGAUGGGACGACGUCGGAUAAUCUGAGGAUGCGUCGCCAGCAGUACCUGGAGGAGGAGAAGCUUCGUCGCCGAGGAGACCCAGCCGCUGAGUGCCUCUCCAUCCUUCGGAAGAUAGCCAAGCGCCACCCGGAGGUCCUGCAGGAUGUCAUCGGUAGUCCUGAAGCGAAGGAGCAGGAGUAGGUCUUCAGCGCCUUCGUCAGGUCUUCGUCAGGAGAGAGCUGGAGAAGACAUUUUAAGUUUCGUAGGGCCUAUGGUGACGCUUGUGGUGACACGUCAGCAUCGGAAGGGAAAAUAUAUAUAGGUGUGAAUAUAUAUACGUGUAUUUCUCUUGUCUUUGUCCGGCCAGAGGAAUUAGGAAAAAAAA
Penaeus vannamei (Pacific white shrimp) is the source of this 588-nucleotide messenger RNA. Lineage: Eukaryota; Metazoa; Arthropoda; Malacostraca; Decapoda; Penaeidae. The record is from RefSeq and is a predicted model, not a curated record.